AUUUCAAUUCAACAUUUUCUAAAUGGUAGAGACAUAUUUGGAGAUUAAAAAGAAGGCCAAAUACAUUUGUAUAGCCAAAACUUUGACGAUUUUGUCAAAUAUAGCCAUUUUUGGAAAUACCAAUAAUAGCCAGAAAUUUGAAAGUUUGAUGACAAUAAUAGCCAUUUCCGUUACAUAGUUUGACGGCGUUAGUGACACCAUUAGUCAAAUUAACGGAACGAUGAUCUGCCUGCCAACUCAUCUAACACAUCAUUGACAACUCACCAAUACUUGCCACAUAUACGUGACACGUCAGAUUUUAUUUUAAAAUAUUUAUAUAGUUCAUUAACAAAAAAAUCAUUUAUAAAAAAAAAAAAUCCAAAGAAUUGCCCCGCUUCCCCUCACCGUCCUCCAUCCUUGUUUCCCCCGCCGUCAACCAAAACUCCUUCAUUCAAACCCACCAUGAUUAACGCCCAAUCAUGAAUCUGCAACCCUCCAUGAAACUGCAAACAAAAAUCAUCAAUCCACAAAACCAGAUUCAAUUCCCCCAUUCAUCUCUCACCGCCUCCCCCGCGCCGCUGUCGUCGAUAGGAACUAUUCCUCAUCCACUAGAUCUACAUCGGCCGCAACCCUCUUUUUCACCCGCCGUUUCCCAGCGACACCAAAGAUGGAAGUCAUUGCUAUCGGCUGCGCAAUCGGCGCCGCCGAUAUGACCCAGUGAAUGGUGAUGGCCAUGGAUGCGAUUGGGAGAUGUCAGUCGCUUCCAUUUUUGGUAGGCGACUUUGAUGUGUUGCCUUCUCCCUCUUCACAAACCAACCAUCAUCGAUCUUCUUCACAAACCCCUCCAGCCCAUUUCUUCAAUCGCUCCAGUUGGAGAAAUAGGGUUCCAUCUCAGAUCUGGCUAUGACUAAUGACGACUGCUUCCAAUAUGGUGGCGGCGAGAUCGAGAGACGAAGAGAGGCGGCGGCUGAUCCUUCUUCUCUAUUUCACUCGACCAAUCGCCUCCUCCGCCCCCUCAGUCGCACAAUCUCCACCUCCACCGAGCCCCUCGUAAUCAAAACAUUCACCGCCUACCCAAAAUGCCAUCUAAUCAUUCUUUCUUCUUUCAAUUCCAUCCCUCUCCAACUCCCUCAAGUCGCCGGCCACUCAUAUCCACCACAAAUCUCCAUCGCAAGAAGGGCUGCUCGAGCGGCGGAAACAGAGGAGGCUCGUCAGGCUUCUAUGAGGCGGCGGCGGAGGAGGUGAGAGGAGGAGCCGCCUCGACGAGUCAGGUAACUCUAUUAAGCUCGAGGAAGGCUUAUCUCGGCGUCAAGGAAGGAAACGCCAGCAUUUGGAAGGAGAUUAAGGCGGUGGUGGUGAUUGCAGAAGAGGAAGUUUCUGGGAGCUUCAGGGAAGUAUUGAUGAAGGGGAAGUGAACAGGCAGUGGUGGAGAGAAGAGAUUUGUUAUUUUUGUUUAAUUUGAUUAAAACAAAAGGAUAAAAUGUUAAUUAUUUUUCACCUAAUAAUAUUUUUGAAUAAAAUAUGUCACGUCAACUGAUGCAGUUAGUCAGUCAGCACGUUAAUUAACACCGUCAAACAAUUGGACGGAAGUGGCUAUUUUUGGUAUUUCGCCAAAAGUGGCUAUGUUUGACAAAACAAUCAAAGUUUUGGCUACCCAAGUGUAUUUGACCUAAAAAAGAAUGAAAUCUCGCACAAAAAACAUGGAUGAAUUCCGAACCACUGUCUCAUAUACAGCUGUGUGCAUGUAGCUAGCGAGUUGUGUUUGGCUUUUCCCGAGCCACAUGAUAGAAAUGGUCCGCAUCUACUCCAUCAUCCGCUAGUUAGAAAAAGAAAAAACCGCUCCCAUAUGAAAAAAAAAAAAAACAUUCUUUUAGUUUAGUUUGGGUUUCAUUUGGAGAAUGAAAGGCUGAAUCUCUA
Linum trigynum is the source of this 1896-nucleotide messenger RNA. The record is from the annotation of a GenBank genome assembly. Lineage: Eukaryota; Viridiplantae; Streptophyta; Magnoliopsida; Malpighiales; Linaceae.